GGAGCUGAGGGCCACCUGUCUGGUCCAGAGAUAAUGAAAGGUUUGGUGGGAAAGUCCGUCACUGUGGAGUGUCCAUAUGAUAAGAGGUACGAGCAGGCAGAGAAGUUCUGGUGUAAGACGUUAACAUCUACAUGCUACCCUCUGGUCAGCACUGACAACUCUCAGAAACAUAUGAGGAUGUCAAUCAAAGAUGACAGAUCAGGAAGAAAGAUCACUGUGACAAUGCGCUCCCUCAUGAAGGAUGAUACAGGCUGGUAUCAUUGUGGGAUAAAAGCAAUCAACUUUGAUGAGACUCACCCUGUAUAUCUCACUGUGACAGGUGCUGUGGAGAGCUUGGUAGGACCCAAGCGGGUAACUGGAAAGAUUGGGAGCUCUGUGAGCAUUGUGUGUCUUUACAGUGAAGAUUACAGAGAUCACAAAAAGUACUGGUGCAAAGAAGACAUAUUUAGGUGCAGUGAACUGGUCACAACAAACUAUAACUCAGAAAAAGAGAGAAAAUCUAUAAGUGACAAUAAAUCAUCUAAAGAGUUUACUGUGAUAAUGAAGGAACUAAAGAAAGAGGAUGAGGGGCUGUACCAAUGUGGAAUUGAACAUACUUUACUGACUGAUGGAUCAUUCCGUGAUGAAACUACUUCAGUAUAUGUCCACGUCAAAGAUUGUCCAGAGUCCUGGGUCCUCUCCUCUUCAGCCACCCCGCAGGUUUUCAAUGGGGUUGAG
Messenger RNA from Polypterus senegalus (gray bichir), 717 nucleotides. Its product is annotated as polymeric immunoglobulin receptor-like. The record is from RefSeq and is a predicted model, not a curated record. Lineage: Eukaryota; Metazoa; Chordata; Cladistia; Polypteriformes; Polypteridae. The annotation marks the transcript as partial. The transcript is spliced from 3 exons.